AUGGAGUGUGGUUGGAAUUGCAUGAAAUUUUUGGGCUAUGAAAUAAAAUUGAAAUAUAGUGAAAUAAUGUAAUUUGAAAGCUGAUUUUCCGAUAGAGGAGGAGUAUUUUACAAUUAAACAGGAAUGAAAAAUAUUUUGGGAUGAUGUUUAAGCGAUUUAGUAAUCACCAAUUGAAUUAAAUAAAGUUUAGCACACUGUUAAAAUUUAACCUGCUCUAGCAGUAGUACAAAUAUAUUAAAUUUAUUCAACUGAGCAAAUCAAAGAUCAAUGCGAAUUAGAAUACUUAUUUACAAAAGAUUAAAACUCUGCUGUAACUAAGAUGAUUGUAAAACUUGGAGAUUAAAAGGUUUAUGGAGUAAUAAAAGAAUUAGAGGAGGCAAAAACAGAAUAUAAAAGGGAAUAAAUGAAGUAAAAUAAUGGUUCUAAGCAAAGAAGAUUCAACUAUAUCAAAUAUGAAAAAGGUAAAAAUUGGUUGCUUAUGUCCUGGUAAAUUUUUAAGAAUUCAAUUUGA
This is a messenger RNA of Paramecium octaurelia, 511 nucleotides long. NCBI's taxonomy places the organism in Eukaryota, Ciliophora, Oligohymenophorea, Peniculida, Parameciidae. The record is from the annotation of a GenBank genome assembly.